AUGGUCACGAUGCAAAGUGCAUGGAUCUUGGGAAUCUUGGCGAUUGCCAGCAGAACAGAUGCCUCCUGCUGCAGAGGAGAAUUUGGCAACGAAUGGACUGCCACCCGCCUGCCUGAACUUGUGCCGCCCCGAUUUCUCGAAUGGGGUCACACGGAGCGCAAAGAGGCCCGCCUUGGACUUCAGGCCCAUGCUCUGAUACAGACCUUUUCAGGGCAGGCGCGGCCAAGUGCUGCCAAGUGCUGCUACUCGUCUCAGGCCGAGGCAGUUGUGGGGAGGUCUACCCCUUCCAUCCCUUCGGACCCUCCUGAGCUGAUCCCGCAACGGCCAUUGACCCUGCACGUCCUACAGGAAGCCAGCGCCAAGCUCGGGGCACUUCGCUGA
Symbiodinium natans is the source of this 381-nucleotide messenger RNA. The record is from the annotation of a GenBank genome assembly. Lineage: Eukaryota; Dinophyceae; Suessiales; Symbiodiniaceae.